GCGUAGCAUGGGUUCACAGCCAAUCCCAUUUUCUUCUGUGUUUCAUCACAAACAUCUGGCAGACCUGCAGCGCGCUGUUCCUGCGGAGAGGUACUCAUGUCUACCACAGAGUCUGUUCGGAAGCGCCAUAAGGCGAAGACCAAUGGAGCUGAAACUGCCACAAAGGGGCGGAAGGAGGAACUGGCCAAGUGGGGAAGAGCAUGGGAGGUGGACUGGUUCUCUCUGAGUGGAGUGCUUCUGCUGCUGUGCUUUGCUCCCUUCAUCGUUUUCUUCUUCAUAAUGACCUGUGAUCAGUACCAGUGCUCCAUCAGCCACGUUCUGCUGGAUCUGUACAACGGAGACGCCAGCCCACUGAGCAUCUUGAGCCGAGCCCCUGCCCUCACCUGGACCGCUGCCAAAAUCUACGCCUCCUGGGUUACCUUCCAGAUCGUGCUGUAUAUGUGCAUUCCAGAUGUUACCCAUUAUAUCCUACCGGGCUAUGUAGGAGGAGUUCAGGAAGGAGCACGUACACCAGCAGGCCUGAUUAAUAAGUAUGAGAUUAAUGGUCUGCAGUGCUGGAUUAUAACGCAUGCUUUAUGGGUGGCCAAUGCUUACUACUUCCACUGGUUCUCUCCAACCAUCAUCUUUGACAACUGGAUUCCACUGCUGUGGUGCACCAACAUCCUCGGCUACGCUGUGUCCACGUUCGCUUUUAUCAAGGCCUACCUGUUCCCCACCAAUCCAGAGGACUGCAAAUAUACAGGAAACAUUUUCUACAACUACAUGAUGGGCAUUGAGUUCAACCCACGUAUUGGAAAGUGGUUCGAUUUCAAGCUCUUCUUUAACGGCAGGCCCGGGAUCGUGGCCUGGACUCUGAUUAACCUGUCUUACGCUGCUAAGCAGCAGGAGCUCUAUGGCUAUGUGACCAACUCCAUGAUCCUGGUCAACGUACUGCAGGCUAUCUAUGUGGUGGAUUUCUUCUGGAAUGAAGCCUGGUACUUAAAGACUAUUGAUAUCUGCCAUGAUCACUUUGGCUGGUACCUGGGCUGGGGUGACUGCGUCUGGCUGCCAUUCCUUUACACACUACAGGGAUUGUACCUUGUCUACAACCCGGUCCAGCUCUCCACCCCUAAUGUCGCAGGGGUCCUCAUCCUCGGGCUGCUGGGCUACUACAUCUUCCGCUCCGCCAACCAUCAGAAGGACCUGUUCCGCCGCACGGAGGGGAAGUGCACAAUCUGGGGGAGGAAGCCCGCCUACAUUGAGUGCUCGUACCGCUCUGCAGACGGCGGCACCCACAAGAGCAAGCUUAUGACCUCAGGCUUCUGGGGGGUGACCCGCCACAUGAACUACACAGGGGACCUGAUGGGCUCUCUGGCCUACUGCCUGGCCUGUGGAGGGGGGCACCUCCUGCCGUACUUCUACAUCAUCUAUAUGACCAUCCUGCUGGUGCACCGCUGCAUCCGAGACGAACACCGCUGCAGCAACAAGUACGGCAAGGACUGGAAACGCUACACAGAGGCCGUGCCCCAGCGCCUCCUGCCAGGGAUCUUCUAGAAAUGAGGAAAAUGGUGAAAUAGUUUAUUUUAUAAAUUACUGCAGAAAUAAGGGACAGAGGAACCAAUAGUAAAUCAUUGAUAGUUUUUGAUUUCGAGAAUUAGGACACUAAAUAUUGUCGCUGUCUGAUGAAAAACAAGUAUCUACUUUUUUUUAUUUGAACACACAAGCCCUUACAAUGUAUCAAAAUGCAUUUUAAAUGGACCAAUAGCAAUAAAAUAAACACUUUUUAUAUUGACUUCCACUGAAAGUUUUGAAGAUACUUGUUUUUUUUUUAUUGGACAGUGACAAUAUGCAGUACCAGCAGAUAAUAAUGGAAUCAAAUUAGCAUUAUUUGCUGCUAAAAGUGAUCAAAAGAAUACUGUAGAAAACAUACAGUAUGUAACCCAGAUAUAUAAUGAAAAGCCUAAUUAGGUUAUUAUAUUCAUUAAACCUCAGAUAUUUCUUUGAGCAUACCCAUUAUUAUUAUUAGAUGAGCACAACCUUACAGUAACAGGUCUAUUUUAGUCUAAAGAUACUUUUUUAGACUUUAUUCACCAAUUCCUUUGUUUGUAGCAAUCAAGGAUUUCCCAAUUUCUUGUUUACAAGAAGGCCAUAGAAUCCUCUUAUCAAAAAGGCAGUCAGUGAUAUCGCCCAUCCCUGAUGGAAGCACAGGUUCCAGUACAGUUUUGGUGAUUUACCUGUGCAAACUGACCUAUUAUACUUUUAAACUUGUAAAAAAUUUGCAUAGUUCAAGGGCUGAGGGGUAGAUAAAGUAGAUAAAAUUCAGAGUGGCUCGGUGUUAAAUAGCAGAUAAAUAUUUAUUAAUAUUCAAUUUUCCUUGCAUAUCAGAAGCUUAUAAAUCUUAACAAAGUGAGAGUUCAUGGAUUUCUCCUACACUUGAACAGCUACUACAUUGUCUCUACUUUUUUGCAUAUGAUUGGUGUAUGCAAUGAGCUUUGCAGGAUCAUGGUGGGUCAUGGGUCACUGACUCCAUAAAAGUGUGGUCUGAUGCAGAAUCAAGAGAGGGAUGAUCAAGUGUUCAUAAGUGGCGCUCCUAAGCAAUCUUGUUGAAAAAGUUUAAAGAAAUGGGAUAACCUACAACCUUGCACACCUGUUAGGCACAUGCAAAUUAGGGAUGCAAAGGUGCAAGUGCAGGUAAUGAUACAUAUUGACCUCUAGUGGAUUUGUUAUUUGCAUUUAACAUUUAACCUCUGCUGAUUUGGUUGCAUAGAAUGUUAAACAGCAAGUUUUUUUUAUGGCUAUGUUCACAUUACCAGGCUGAAGUGACUCAAAUCUGAUUUUUUUUGCUCAGUGUGGCUCAGAUGUGAUUUUUUUAUGGCUGUGUAAACAUGUCAAAUACAUUUUUUUUUAAUCAGAUUUGAGUCACUUUCAUAAGUAGUCCUAAAUCAGAUACAUGUCCGAUUCAUUAAUGUGUGAACGGUUUUAGCAUUAGCGCUACGUGCUUCUCUCUCGUACCCACAAACACAUCUCUUGGUGCAGCUGUGCAGCUAUAGCUGCAAAAAGAGCAAAAGCAAACCGCCUGGCCUUUUUUCACCUCCUGGACCUGAGCAUGAACUUUAAACCAGCUGUUUACUGUUUCUCCACUCCAGCAAAAGAUGCUCCACAUAUGAGCUGCUAACUCAUCCAUUUCCCUUUAUAAAACUAAGAGUCGUCUCUCUAACAUGACGUUUUUGAUGUUGGUGAAGAAGGAGACGUUUAUACACAUAUCAAUGUGAGCAUGCGAGGCAUUUCAGGAACAGAACCGUCAAGAUAGCCAAAUCCGAUCUGGGCAAAAAAAAAAAUCUGAUUUGAGCAAUGUGGCUUGUAAUGUGAACGUAGCCUAUGAUGAAGUGUACCACUCUAAAUGACUUAGUUUAUAUUUUAUCCAUUUUUUGUUUUAUUUUUUGCCCAUUUCAUCAUGAAACUGUAGAAUUGGUAUCAGAAUCUCUUUUUUUAAUAGUUCAGUAUGUGUGUGGCUGAGCAGGGAAUUCUCCUGACCCUGCUGUUGACACUGAUCCUCUGGGACUGUAACUGGACACCGCUGCAGACCAGGAUCCAUGAACAUUUGCCUUUGCCUUGUGUGUUUUUACCCUGAGAUUGUCUGCUGCUGAUUUAUUAUUUUAAUGAGUUGCUCUGUAGUGAUCAGGAUUUCUUUAGCAGUUUAAUUUAAAGCUGUCUAUCUCAUUGAAUUAGCUUUUACAAGCUUUCACAAAAAAACAACAUAUCAUAUACUGAUAUGUAGGAUUCUUAUUAUUUGUGUGAACACUUUAUACUGUGUGGGGAUAUGUACGCUGCAUUACAUAUAUCAGAGGUUCUCAACUGGUCUCAGCUUCAUGAUCAUUAAGUCACGACCCUCUUUUAUAGAAUAUAUAUAUAUUUUUUUAAUAGCCUUCAAAAACCCAUUUAACCUUCCUGUUAUGUUACGGAUCAAAUUGACCCAUUUAAAAGUUAGAAGAUCUAGGAAACAUAGUUAAAAGUAUUUUUUCAGUAUAAAACUUCUUCUGCUUGCCUUAAUUAAUGUAAUCAACAUAUAACGCCCUGCAAUAAACAAAAACCAAAACAAAAUUAUGAAAAAAAAAGUUAUGUUUUAAUGUUAUGUAAAGCUAUUAUGUCCAAUAUAUUGGUCUUUCAAAAGUAGUAAAGUAGUGAAACAUUAAUUUGUUUUUAUUUUUUUGUAAAACGAGUAAAUUAUCAUAAUUGAACCAUUACCUGUUAGAGGUAAGGAACACCAUUGCACUAAAUAUUGAUAGAAUAAUUAGUAGUGUAGUUAUAAAUAAAAUAUUCACACUGCUUGUUGUUAUAAUUAUUAUUUUUAAUAAAUCAUAAUCAAAUUGACCCGAGAACACCAUUGUUGUUCCUAACAUAUAAACAUAACAGGAGGGUUAAACAUACAUAUGCCUGCAAAGUGAAUUUAAGAGCAUUUUUUUUAAGAAACUGAGGAGAAACAUGACAACUAAAAAGUAAAAAAAAAAAAAAAGUUACUACAAUAAAAUUAAAUAUCAAAACAGCACAAAAUAAAUAACUCCACAAAAUUAGAUAUUUCACUACUCUGCAUAUUUCUGCAUUCAGAGUACAUUAGUAAAAACUCUCUCUGUCUCCCCCCCCCCCCCCAGUAUAAAAGAUAUGUACAAAACCAGAUGAGUAUUAAUUAUUAUAUUAAUAAUAAUUUUUCAAAAAUGUAUUUAUUUUUUACAAGCUGUCUGUGACCCUCUUUUUGGGUCCCAACCCACCAGUUGAGAAUCGCUGACAUAGAUAUCAACAUAUGACUGUAGGCAACUAGAAGCACAGCCUGCGUACAUAAUGUGAGAAAUACAUUUAUGAUUAGAGCAUCACUUUUAAAUAACUCUUAAAUAACUCAUUAUGAUUAUUAAUUGAAUUGAAUAAGACCUUUUUUAUAAUCCUAACUGAUAGUGAUGGUUGAAAGGGACACAGCAUUCUGUCUGGAUGAGGAGAUACAGGGCAGAUUUUAUAGGCACAGUAUAUUUUUAUAUAUUUGGGCCCAUAUCAUGGAUCUCUUUAUUUUAUUAUUAUUAUUUUUUUUUUGCUCAUUUGAAAGCAUCAUGAUCCAAAAUCACAGGAUGUUUCAUAUGUUUAUUCAGACUACAGAGUUUGAGCCCCGCCCACUCACUCUAAAUUAGUAGUCUUUUAGCUGACUAACAGACUGCCUAUAAAUAAUAUACAAUACAAUACAGGUAAAUGAAAUAUUUAGGGCUGUGAACAUUUUGUAUAUUCCUACUUUUAUCUGUUUUAACAAUAAAAUCCGGUACAUAA
This is a messenger RNA of Astyanax mexicanus (Mexican tetra), 5286 nucleotides long. It is a transcript of the gene dhcr7, whose product is annotated as 7-dehydrocholesterol reductase. Gene Ontology annotation, biological process: brassinosteroid biosynthetic process; cholesterol biosynthetic process. The transcript is spliced from 8 exons. NCBI's taxonomy places the organism in Eukaryota, Metazoa, Chordata, Actinopteri, Characiformes, Acestrorhamphidae. Bases 97 to 1533 code for a protein of 478 amino acids. Gene Ontology annotation, molecular function: 7-dehydrocholesterol reductase activity. Gene Ontology annotation, cellular component: endoplasmic reticulum membrane. The record is from RefSeq and is a predicted model, not a curated record.